AUGGCCACCAAUGUGUCGUCGGCUAAUGUCCGUCGACCUGGAGUUGUUAACUUGAGGUCUGGAAAUAUCCAGGCCUCAUGGUCAAAGUUCAAACAAAAAUUUGAGAUUUUCCUCCUCGCUACACAGCAGGAGAAAGCAACCUCAACUGUGCGCUUCGCCCUUCUCCUUGGAGAAGCAGGUGACGAUGCACUGGAGGUGUACGAUUCUUUCAAAGAUAGGUUGGUUACCUAUAAGAAAGAUGAGGCUACUGGACUCAACGUCGUUGACCAGGACCUUAGUCGAGAUUACGAGAGCGUGCUGCGAGAGUUCGACCUCUAUGCCACUGAGAAAAAGUGUGUCAUAGGGUGUAGAGAGCUCUUCAACCACCGCAACCAAAAGGCCGGUGAACCGGUAGCCAACUGGCUAACCGACCUCCGUAAUCUUAGCAAAGACUGUGAGUACGGCUCAAUUGAAGAGUCAAUGAUUCACGAUAGACUAAUUUGGGGUACAUACGAUAAGGAACUACGGAGGACACUUCGUGCCAAGGCGGCUUUACCUCUACAUGAGCUGGUCGAAAUUAGCAAGUCUACAGAGUCCAACGCCAAAUACCCACGUACAGUGGAAAGAGUGGCUGUUGUCGACUCCGUUCAAACAGGGCCAAUGCGUGGUCGUGCUAAAAAACGAGCACACCAGCAGACACCCCAUGAGAAACCCCAGCAGCAGCGUGGAAAACAAGGUGGUGGUUCCUUCAAACAAAAUAGAAUGAAUCAAAAACCUUUGUACACGUACAGAUGCAGGAAGUGUCUCCAGGUCCAUGAGGCUGGGAAUUGCCCUGCUUGGGGACAUACUUGUAAAGUAUGUGGGAAACCAAAUCAUUUCCCUGUGGUACAUCGCCAAAAUGAAGAUGAUCAACUGCCACGGAAAAGGCAGAAGACCACUCAUAAUGAGAAGCCACAUGUGCAGAAGAUCAAUGCCCUGACAGUGCAGGACGUCGAUGAAUCCACUCUGCUCAACGGGAAGUUCACCUCCUCUGAUGACGACUCUGAUGGACAACAGGUGAAGUACGUUCAUUCUCUUACUAAAGGUUGCCAUAAAGAGUAUUUGGAGGAGCUCAGAAUCAAUGGUAAAGACUGGAUGGUCUUUAAACUUGAUUGUGGCUCCCAAGCAAAUGUUCUUCCCAUGGAUAGUUUUCAAUUCAUUAAUAGUGAUAAUGAUAUUGAAUUGUCUCCAACUAGAACUCUACUGGAAGGUUAUGAUGAGAGCAUCUGCCAACCAGAGGGUUCAGUGAUGUUGAAAGUUGAAACCAAAUAUGGGCGGAACAUGCUUGCUAAAUUUUACAUAUCUAAAAAAGGGCGUAGAGCUAUCCUAGGUAUUGAGGGUUGUGAAAUUCUGGAUCUGGUUAAACGAGUUGAACAUUCUGUAACUAUGAUUGAUUCAGUGGAAAUUAAUUCCCUUGUAUUGCCAGAUUCCAAAGCGUCAUUCCUAAAUAAAUUCAAUGAACAGUUUACGGGCCUUGGACAGUUCAAGCAGAAAGUUACCAUUUUGGUAGAUCCAACGGUACAGCCUCGAAUGUGUCCCCCAAGGAGAUAUAACUUCUCCAUCAUCAACCGGUUGAAGGAUAAGCUUGACGAACUGGAAAGGAGGGGUGCGGUUGCAAAAAUCACCACUGAAUCCCCUAAGUUUGUCAGCAACCUUGUCAUUCGGGAAAAGAGUGAUGGAGAUCUUAGAAUCUGUCUUGACCCUCAAGUGCUGAAUACUGCCAUUGUUCGCCAAACAUAUGCCAUUCCUACACAGGAAGAAUUGGCAUAUAGAGUGCGCGACAAAGCGGUAUUCACAGUGCUUGAUUUGCGGGAAGGAUUUUGGCAUGCCAGUCUAGAUGAGGAUUCUAGUCUGCUUUGCACUUUCUCCACCCCACAUGGCCUGUACAAAUUUCUAAAAAUGCCUUUUGGGUUGACAAGUGCUCCUGAAAUAUUCCAGUUUCUGGCUGAACAGGCAUUUCAAGACACAGAUGUCAUACUCUAUUUUGAUGAUUGUCUCGUGGCUGGAAAAGAUUUUGCCGAACAUGACAAAAUUCUAGCUGCAGUGAUGCAACGAGCUAAAGAGCAAAAUAUUCGGUUUAAUCCUUCCAAAAUUUAG
Molecule: messenger RNA, 2115 nt
Organism: Frankliniella occidentalis (western flower thrips)
Lineage: Eukaryota; Metazoa; Arthropoda; Insecta; Thysanoptera; Thripidae
Exons: 1
Coding region: 1-2115 (704 amino acids)
Source: RefSeq, a predicted model, not a curated record